CGGCGUUUGCCGUUGGGGUCUAACUCUGAGCGGUGUCGCCGCGCGUACGCAGUUUCAUUGCGGUGCUGACUGGUGUGGUGUGCUAAUGUGGUUAGCGUGCCGACGUACAUACAUUAUUUAAUGGCACACGCGCGCUGAACUCAACGUGAUACUAUACAGCGCUGCAGAAAACUUCAAAAUAAAUAGCGAAAUAUAAAUUAAAAAUCGCAAAAACAUGGCUGUGGAUUAUGUACUCGAAGAUUUGAUGGCCAAACUUGGCGAGUUUGGACGUUACCAGGCUAUACAAUUCUUUCUGCACGUACUCUCUGGCCUAACGGCCGGUUUACAUAUGCUCUCGCUAGUCACAGUUGCUGCCGUGCCAGAGCACCGUUGCUUCAUUGAGGGCAUAGACAAUAGCAGCUACUCGUACACACCAUGGAACUCCUCCGAAAUACUCGCCGCCAUACCGUUGAAACCGAGCGGUGAACUCGAUAACUGUCACAUGUACGAUGCAGCGAAUAACACGGUGCCUUGCGUAUCCUAUGUCUACGAUCGUACCUACUAUAAGGACUCACGUGCUAUCGAUUGGAACUUCGUUUGCGAUCGCCGAUGGCUUGGUUCGAUUAUGCAGACCGUUUACAUGUUGGGCGUAUUUACCGGCGCUGUGACUUUGGGCGGCCUAGCCGAUAAGAUUGGACGCAAAACAGUGUUCUGCUGGUCGGCGCUGUUGCAGUUAGUUAUUGGUGUUGCUGUGGCUUUCAUACCCGAAUACUUCUCCUUUAUGGUAACGCGCUUCUUUCUGGGCAUUUUCGGUUCGGCAGGCGCCUACAUUUGUGGUUUCGUACUGACUAUGGAGCUGGUGGGCGCAAGCAAACGUACCGUUUGCGGUAUUGCAUUUCAGGCUAUCUUCGCUACUGGCAUUAUGCUAGUAGCCGGUUGGGGCGCACUCAUCAAGGAACGUCAGCUGCUUCAAAUCGUGUAUGGCCUGCACGGUCUGCUGCUCGUCGGUCAUUGGUGGUGGAUGGACGAAUCGCCACGCUGGCUAUGGAUGCAAGGGCGUGCCGAAGAAGCAGUUGAUAUUGUGAUCAGAGGUCUGCGCAUUAAUGGCUCCGGCAUACCGGUCGAUAAGAAUUAUUACAUCCAAAAGUCCAAUCAGCAGUCCGCCAUGGAGGAAAAGACGUCGGCCGGUUUGAGUGACCUCUUCCGUACGCCAAACUUGCGCAUUAAGACCAUAAACGUUUGUCUCUGUUGGUUCGCCAACUCAUUGGUCUAUUAUGGCCUAUCGCUAAGCGCCGGCAAGUUGUACGGCGACCCCUAUCUAAUACUCUUCAUUAUGGGUCUCGUGGAAUUGCCCAGUUACUUUACGAUUAUGGUUGUAUUGGAUCGACUGGGACGACGCCCCAUAACCAGCUUGCUCAUGCUUGCCGGCGGCACUUGCUGUAUUGUGGCCACGUUUGUUACCCAAGGUAGCACCACUUCAACAGCCAUUGUGAUGAUGGGCAAACUCUUCAUUGCCGGCUCUUUUGCUGUGAUCUACAACUACUCCGCCGAGCUGUUCCCAACAGUCGUGCGCAACUCGGCAAUGGGUCUGGGUUCCAUGUGCGCGCGUUUCUCAGGCGCACUUACGCCACUCAUUACGUUGCUCGACUCAUUUGAUCCGAAAAUACCUGCUGUGCUAUUUGGAAUUAUUGCGCUACUAUCUGGGUUCUGGGUUAUGUUCCUACCGGAGACAAUGAACCAACCGAUGCCCGAAUCGCUGGAAGAUGGCGAAAACUAUGGCAAGGGCGAUACGUGGUUUGCGCAGUGCGCGGGACGCAAACCCAGAAAAGACAGUAUUUAUCCAGAUGAUCCCGAACAGAUGGUGCCACUGAGAACGAUCGACAGGAAGUGAUUUGGAAGUGAGGGGUAGAGGGGAGGGGAGGGGAGGGCGACUGCACUUGCUAUGCCAAAUUAAAUCUGCCGAUACUCUGUAUAUUGUUCGUUAAUUUUUCGUUAAUUUUUCUUUUGUUACAUGUUUCGUUAAGUAGUAGAAUGUUUUCAAACUGUUUCCUCACCUUAGCAUUGCAUGCCAUUUUGCAUAUACAUAAUUGCCUUUAUUGUUAACUUCAAUCGAAAGAUAUACUUUUAUAUAUAUGUAUAUGUAUAUACAAAUACAUAUUUACCUUUAACAAAUAUUUAAUGAACGAUGCUUUCGAAGAGUUGCAACACAAAGUGUACAUUCCUUGUUAAACAUGAAUAAAAAUAAAAUAUUUAAAAUAUACAUAAAAAUAUUUUGAUUAAAAUUUUAAAUAAAAU
This is a messenger RNA of Rhagoletis zephyria (snowberry fruit fly), 2274 nucleotides long. Its product is annotated as organic cation transporter protein. Gene Ontology annotation, cellular component: membrane. Gene Ontology annotation, molecular function: transmembrane transporter activity. Lineage: Eukaryota; Metazoa; Arthropoda; Insecta; Diptera; Tephritidae. The record is from RefSeq and is a predicted model, not a curated record. Gene Ontology annotation, biological process: transmembrane transport.